Cololabis saira (Pacific saury) is the source of this 6481-nucleotide messenger RNA. RefSeq names its product PH domain and leucine rich repeat protein phosphatase 1 (gene phlpp1). The record is from RefSeq and is a predicted model, not a curated record. Gene Ontology annotation, molecular function: protein binding. NCBI's taxonomy places the organism in Eukaryota, Metazoa, Chordata, Actinopteri, Beloniformes, Belonidae. Bases 366 to 5663 code for a protein of 1765 amino acids. The transcript has 17 exons.
UGCCGACGUUCAUUUCAUAUUCCAGCACCGUAUUUUUGGUCCAAAUGGGACGCACGGCACAGCCACAUCUCCGCCCCUCUCUCGACUUGAGCGCGCAGCCUCUUUCCCAGAGAAUUGAUUCAGUUAAACGUUGUUUCCCCCUACCCCCCCCCCACCUUUUACUUUUCUCUUACAGAGCAGCGGACGGAGCGGGGACUUCGGGCGGAGAGAGAAGUGAAUGACUACUAGAGGACUAACUCCCAAACACCGCCCAGCUGGCGGACAUUUAUCGCGAUGGGCACGCAUUAAGGCUUUUAAAUGUAGAUGUUUUAAGUAUAACCCACUGCGCACCGUGAUAUAUUUAGAGCGGGGGACUUUUUUUUGGGAUGGAGAGCGUGCAGGCUGUGGGCGAGGAUGGAGCGGCGGAUGGAGGCAAGUUAAUGAAGAAGCCGUUGGUCGCCCGGGGGACUCCCGCGGACGACGGCUCUGGCGGCGGAGGACCGUCGCCCCCCUCCCGCGGAGAUGCAAACAACGGCAAUGGCCUUUCCACCGCCAGGUUUAGUGCGUCAGACCGGAGCGUGGCGUCUAAUGGCCGGGGCUCGUCCAGCAACUCCAGCUCCCUCCUGUUGAGGCGGCGGCGCCUGAAGAGAAACCUCUCCGCUGCAGCUGCGGCUGCAGCCGCCUCUACCAACACCACCUCCAAGAUGAGCUCGGCCCUGUCCUCUGCGUCUCUGCACAGCCGGAGUCUGGACAGGAAGACCCUGCUCAAGCACCGGCACAACAUGCAGCUGCAGAGCGCGGACCGGGACUGGGUGAGGGCGGACCUGCACCGGGGCUGCGUGCACGUCCACGACCGGCUGACGCCGUCCUACCCCAGGCCGGUGCUCUGCACCGCGGACACCGCGGCCGCCGAGGUCGCGCUCCGGCUCUCCAAAACCCACGUUGGCAAGUCGAGCUCCGUCAUGCGCAUUUUCGCUAAAGAUAGCUCUAAGACUGACCAAAAUGGCAACUGCAGCAUGAAGUAUGAAUAUAAGGAUAAUCCACGCAAAGUGAAAGAAGAGCUGACUCCUCUGGAAUCCGCUGAACUGAGAAGGGAUGGCCAUGCGAGUGACAGGUUGAGACUGCUGCUCAUGGAGGAUGCCGAUGAUGAUGACCAGCAAAAGCAACAGGACGUUGAUGGGAAACUUUUUUCCCCACAAUCCGAGUCACAAGACAAUAUAACCUGUUCGCUGUCGGACUUGAACUCUAACGUGGACACCCCUAAUGAGGAUGAUUCCGAGCACAGGAACGGUGUGGACAGCUAUGGGAUCAACUCCGGCUCAGAUGUGGAGAGCAGUGCAUUUGAUGAUCUGAGCUCAAGUGCCCGGCUCAGCGAGCACAGGGACUCCCUCAGUGAUGACAUGAUUCUGGGAACUGAUGCCUCCAUCCUCAGUCCCUCCUUUGAUAGUGCCACAGAGGGCCAAGACAUGUAUGGGAGCUCUUCAGACGAACUGGAGCUGGACUGUCCUGUGUCGAGCACGACCAUGGACUCCAUCUCCCAACACCACACCAAUGGCAUCACUUCUGUUGCUGCCAACUACAAGCAGGGCAACGUGGAGCAUUUAGAUGACAUGACAAACAAUAUGGGGCCUGUUAGCAGACCACACAGCCUGGGAAGCCUGCCAUCCAGUAACAGUGCCAGCUCAUUGUCAAGAGUCUGCUCCACAGGUAAUACACCUGACACCCAAGAUCCGGACUGUGGCCCAGGUGCUGUAAAUUCUGGGAUAACUGUACACCAAAGUGGAGAUUCUUGGGAUUCCAGCCCCACACUGUAUGUGCAGCUGCACGGUGAAGCUGUGAGGAGACUUAAUCCUGAUGAGAGGCCUUUGCAGAUCCAGAAUGACUUUCUUUUUAAGCUUGGAUUUAAGGACCCUUGGAGAGUUCAAGAGGAAGGGCUCAACACUGAAAUCGGCUCCUUGUUACGCUUUUAUGCAGGUAAACCCCAUAGUAUUGAGAGCUCAGAGCGGGUACAACUGUCGGGGACCUACAACGUUCGGAAAGGGAAACUCCAGCUGCCCGUCAACCGCUGGACCCGCCGGCAGGUCAUCUUGUGCGGCACAUGCCUCAUCGUCUCCUCUGUCAAGGAGAGCCAGACAGGAAAGAUGCACAUCCUGCCACUCAUUGGAGGAAAAGUGGAGGAGGUGAAGAAGCACAAUCACUGUUUGGCCUUCAGCUCGGCAGGCCCUCAGAGUCAAACCUACUACGUCAGUUUUGACAACUUCACAGAGCAUCUGCGCUGGCACAGACACGCUGCCAAGAUGGUGUCCCAGAGAAUCAAUUCGGUAGAUCUGUCCUGCUGCAGUCUGGAGUAUCUUCCUCCCAACCUGUUCUAUAGCCAUGACCUCACCCAUCUCAACCUCAAACACAACUUUCUGCCAGCAGACCAGCGCCUUCAGCACCUGCAGAGGUUUUCCCGUCUGCGGAGCCUCAACCUGUCCAACAACCACCUGGGUAACUUCCCGCUGGCCAUCUGUGACAUCUCCACUCUGACAGAGGUUAACGUCAGCUGUAACUACCUGGUCUCUGUUCCCAGCUCUGUGGGCGCCAUGACCAAUUUGCAGACGUUCCUGUUGGAUGGAAACAGUUUAAACGAGCUGCCCUCUGAGCUGGGUUCCCUGCAGAAGCUCAGCUACUUAGGCCUUUCCUUCAACCAGUUCGACCACGUGCCCCAGGUUCUGGAGCGGUUGGCCGCCAUGGAGAAGCUAUGCAUGGCUGGAAACCAUCUGGAGACACUCACUCUGCAGAAUUUCAGACUGCUUCAUGUUAAACACAUUGAUCUAAGGUUGAAUAAAAUCUCCGUCAUGCUGCCAGAUGAGCCUGACCUGCUGAGGCACGUGACCCAGCUGGACGUGAGGGAUAACAGGCUGACGGACCUGGACGCCUCCGUCUUUCCCAGGCUGGAGAUGCUCCACUGCGAGAGGAACCACAUUGUCAGUCUCAAAGUCAAGGGCUGCUUGCUCAAAGGCAUCUACGCAUCCAACAACGAGCUACAACAGCUGGAUGUCAGUCCUGUGCCCUCUAAUCUUGGUUACAUGGAUAUUUCAAGGAAUCAGAUGGACUCGCUGCCAGGCUGGCUGGUCGAAGCAAAGAAACUGGAAGUUCUAGACGUGAGCCACAACCUGAUCACUGAGCUCCCGGCGAGGUUGCUUUGCAGCAGCAGUCUGAGGAAGCUCAGUGCCGGACAUAACAAGUUACAGAAGCUGCCUGAAAGAGUGGAGCGCCCUCUACUGGAGGUUUUAGAUGUUCAACACAAUCAACUGGUGGAGCUGCCCUGCAACCUGUUCCUCAAAUCUGACAGUUUACGAUGUCUAAACGCAUCGGCCAAUAAGCUAGAGCACCUGCCACCAUCCAGUCUGUCAGACGAAAGCCACAGCAUCCUGCAGGAACUCUACCUGACGAACAACUGGCUGACGGACAAGUGUGUACCCAUGCUUACUGGCCACACACAUCUACGAGUGCUGCACAUGGCCUACAACCAUCUCCAGACAUUCCCAGCCAGUAAAAUGGCCAAGUUGGAGGAGCUGGAGGAGUUGGACCUGAGCGGUAACAUGCUGAAAACUAUCCCCACCACCAUCAUGAACUGCCGGCGGAUGCAUACGCUCAUCGCCCAUUCCAACACCAUCGAGGUCUUCCCUGAAGUCAUGCAGCUGAUGGAGAUGAAGUGUGUGGAUCUGAGCUGUAACGAGCUGAGUGACAUCACUUUACCAGAGAAUAUGCCUCCAAAGCUUCAGGAGCUCGACCUCACUGGGAACCCUCGUCUCAACCUGGACCACAAGACCCUCGAGCAGCUUAAUAAUAUUCGCUGCUUCAGGAUUGAUCCGCCUCCAACUUUUUCAUCAAAUGAGGCAUCUGGUGGGCCUGCUGUGUGGAGUCACGGCUAUACGGAGGCCUCGGGGGUCAAAAACAAACUCUGCGUUGCAGCUCUUUCAGUAAACAGCUUCUGUGGGAGUCGUGAGGCUCUGUACGGCGUAUUUGAUGGAGACAGGAAUGUAGAAGUGCCCUACCUUCUGCAGUGCACAAUGAACGAUGUGCUGGCCGAGGAGCUGCACAAGACGAAAAGCGCUGAGGAUUACAUGACCAACACUUUCCUCGUCAUGCAAAGGAAACUUGGAACCGCAGGACAGAAACUUGGUGGCUCUGCAGCUUUGUGUCACAUUCGGCAUGACCCCACCGACCCCGGGGGCUGCUUCACCCUCACAGCUGCUAACGUGGGAAAAUGCCAGGUCAUCUUGUGCCGCGAUGGAAAGCCGGUGUCCCUGUCACUGCUUCACAAUGUGGCACUGGAGGAGGAAUACCGCAGGAUCAGGCAGCACAGGGCCAUCAUCACUGAGGAUAACAAGGUGAAUGGAGUGACGGAUUCCACAAGAAUCAUGGGCUACUCCUUUCUUUACCCUUCCGUCAUCCCUUGUCCUUACGUGAAGACGGUCACUCUCACCUCCCAGGAUGAGUUCUUCAUUCUGGGCAGCCGAGGCCUGUGGGACACUCUGUCUCCCACCGAAGCGGUGGAAGCGGUCCGGAACGUACCGGACGGCCUGGCCGCUGCUAAAAAGCUGUGCACGCUUGCCCAGGGCUACGGCUGCACAGACAGCCUGAGUGCCGUGGUGGUGCAGCUCAGUGUGAGCGAGGACUGCUGCUCCUGCUGCUGCUCCGAGCCUCCCCAGCCUCCCCCCAGCCCCGGCCUGGGGCCCUAUCCUCCAUCCUCCUCCACCAUCAAGGAGCGCACCUCGGACGGCUCCCUCCCCGUCCCCCCGUCCUCCUGCAGUGAAAUCAGCAGCGAGAUCAGCACCAGCGAGAUGAGCAGCGAGGUGGGUUCCACGGCCUCGUCUGACGAGCCUCCGCAGAGCUCCCUGGUGGUACUGCAGGACCAGUCCCACCACCCUCACCUCCACCUCCACCACCAGGGUCAUUUACUCCAGCACCAGCAGGCCCACGCCACCACUCAACCCUGCCAGUAUCUGCUCCCGGGCUCAGAGCUGCCCUCUGCUCGCAGCUGCUGUGCCCUCCAUCCCACCUGCCUCGCAGGCUCUUUUCAGAGGCAGUUGUCUAGCGCUACUUUCUCCAGCGCCUUGUCUGACAAUGGACUAGACAGCGAGGACGAAGAGCCCAUCGCUGGCGUUUUCUCAAACGGGAGCCGUGUAGAAGUGGAGGCCGACGUCCAUUGCCGCAAAGCAGAGCUGUCCUCGGCACCCCAAACAUUAGUACCCUCAUCCUCCAGUCAGGAACACGGCCCGCUCACUCUCCCCCCACCACCACCUCCUCCUCCACCGUGCACCCCGGAGCCCUCGGAGGAGGGACUUUACAUGAGCCAAGGGGAGGCUGAGAACGGGCUGGAGAGGGAUGAGUCCUGGAACGGUGUCGGAGCAGGAGGGGGAGACGUAGGAAAGUUGGCAGGAAAGAAGAGAGUGAACGGCUCGGUGGCACAGCAAGAAAAGAGUCACAACCUGAUAGAAGUGGCUGCCGACGCCCCCUCUAAGAAGUCUGGAGGUUACUUCACAGCUCCUGCCCAGCCCGACCCCGACGACCAGUUCAUCAUCCCUCCUGAACUGGAGGAAGAGGUGAAGGAGAUCAUGAAGCAGCAUCAGCAGAAACAGCAGAAGCCGCCUGGGAGCGAUCAGCCCACGGACUACUACGACACACCUCUCUGAAUAGCAGCACCAUUAGCUACAGCCUCAUCUCUUCCACAGCAAGAUAGCAGCUCUGUUAUUACCAUAUACUGUAUGUACACAAAUAAAUGGGUUCCCUCAAAUGCACAUGGAAAAAAAUUUGAUCUAGCUUUUUAUAAAUGGGCUCCCAUGAUCUGCACAGGCUAAUCAUUGGAUAAAAAUGCACUGCAAGCAGCUCCUCAUACAGAAAACAAGCAAAUGACCCUUUAAUGACACUCGACCUACUCGUGGACACUAGUGUCCAUGGUUGUGCCCUUCUCACAGACUACGGAGCGUUAUUUUUGCAUUAGACAAACCAGCUGAAUAUGUAAUCAACAGUAGUCUAUUUGCAAUAGCGUUAGCUUGUCACAGCACUUGUUUAUAUGGAUAACAACUGUGUGGUUUCUUUGUUUUGUAAGAACUUACCAUAUCUUUUAAUGUGAAAGCAGCUAAGAUGCUGACAGAACCUUUUGGAAACAAAGACACAUAAUCUUUUUAUUAUCAGUGAACUAUGAUGAAUGGUACACCAUUAAUACCACACCUAACUGUUGUAGAUAGGACACUUAAAUACUGCAUUUCUUCAGUAAAUCAUGGCUCUUUGCCUCUAAAAUGACACAGAAAUUUUUUUGUAGAAAUUUGCAAUACUAACUCCUAGGAGUUGCAUACUCUUUAUAGUGACUCAGUCACUUUUACUAAUCUUCUCUGAGAGAAAUGGUGAUUUUGUUUUCUUUUUUUUUUUUUCCAAUGACUGUAAAUAAGAGAAAUGUUGUAUACUGAAGAUUUUAAAGGAACUGCAUACCUGUAUGUCGGUGAAAGUUUUA